Molecule: messenger RNA, 607 nt
Organism: Plectropomus leopardus (leopard coralgrouper)
Lineage: Eukaryota; Metazoa; Chordata; Actinopteri; Perciformes; Serranidae
Source: RefSeq, a predicted model, not a curated record
AUCACCCCUGUCCUGUCCGGUGUUAUUGGUUACUUGGUUUGGUUCCUUUUUUUUUUUUUAUUUUCUUUUUUUAAGUCUUCCUCCUGAACAAUCUGUCCCCUUCUGAAAUGAUUAAAUGCAUCAUAUAAUUGUGCCUUUCUAUGUGAUGUGUUGUGGCAGGUCUGCAGCACAGUGGCCAUGGAAGAAGAAAGAGUUCAAAGGAUUCUUCAGGGGCUCCAGAACCAGUCCAGAGCGAGACCCUCUGAUUCUUCUGUCCAGAGAAGCUCCAGACCUGGUGGAUGCAGAGUACACUAAAAACCAGGCCUGGAAGUCCGAGAGGGACACACUAGGGAGACCCCCGGCCAUAGAAAUCCCUCUGGUCGAUCACUGCAAAUACAAAUAUUUAUUCAACUUCCGAGGUGUGGCGGCCAGCUUCCGCCUCAAACAUCUCUUCCUCUGUGGUUCGCUGGUGUUUCAUGUGGGGGAUGAAUGGCAGGAGUUUUUCUACCCGCAGCUGCGGCCCUGGGUCCACUACAUCCCAGUCAAGCAGGAUCUCUCUGACGUCAGGGAAUUACUACAGUUUGUCAAGGAGAAUGACGACAUCGCACAGGAGAUCGCCACAAGGUAA